UUUUAGAAUUUUAAAGCAAUGACGUGAAAUGAGAGAUCGCAUGCAUAAACAUUAUUAAAUGGCCAGAAAGAGCCACGAAGAAGCAUAGCACGCUCCUGUCAAGUCACGUGAUUGUAACUUACUACUUCCGAUUCCAAUAUAUAUCUGUUAUGCGUCCUGAAGUAACACAAGGCUGAGAGCUUUACUAUCGCGACAAAAAUCCUGUGGUAACAAAACUGCAAUUAUUAGUUCAAACGGAGAAAACCCCAGAAACCAUGAUUUUAACCUAAGAGAAUAUUACAUUCUUAUUGGAGACGUGAAUGUGAGAGAAUGACGGUGAAGGAGGUUGUCUCCCUUAGUAAAGUGUCGGGGUGCAUCAACAGAUGUCGCCAGUCUCGCUACCUGGUCCUCGUCAUUGUCUUCAUUGCACUCUUCCUGGACAACAUGCUGCUGUCCGUUGUUGUACCCAUUAUACCAAAUUUCUUAAGAAAACUGGAAAAUCCUUACGAGAUGUUGAAUAAGACGUUCAACAGGACAACAUUAGUGUCCAGAUGUGUUCCGCUAAAUGUGACGUUGCAAUCAAAUUUCCAAAGACUGGCGAGCACAUAUAAUAAACGGGUUAGUUACUUUGAGGACACUAACGCUCACUGCGUCAAUGUGACGGUGAACGAAACCAUUCCAUAUUUUGAUGAGAUUCAAAUAGUGACUAAACGUCAUGCUGAAUUAGCCAAUGAGAAUGUAGAAGUAGGCCUGAUGUUUGCAUCCAAAGCCAUGAUACAGCUGAUUGCCAACCCGUUUGUGGGGCACGUCACGAACAGAAUUGGGUACACGAUCCCGAUGUUUACUGGGUUUGUCGUCAUGUUCGUCUCAACAGUCAUAUUUGCCUUUGGGGAGAACUACUGGGUGCUUUUCAUUGCCAGGGCAGUACAGGGUAUCGGGUCCUCCUGUUCCAGUGUGGCAGGUAUGGGGAUGCUGGCGAUGACUUACCCGGAUGACAAGGAACGCGGGAACGCCAUGGGGCUGGCUUUGGGUGGUCUCGCUAUGGGAGUACUCGUUGGUCCACCAUUUGGGGGUGUCAUGUACGAAUUUGCAGGCAAAGAAGCUCCGUUUCUGAUUCUAUCUUCCCUAGCUCUGAUAGAUGGCAUCCUGCAGAUGUUCAUGUUACAGCCAUCCGUGAAACCCGAGUCCCAGUUAGGGGCACCCCUAUCCGAGCUUAUUAGAGAUCCGUAUAUCAUCAUAGCAGCUGGGUCCAUAACGUUUGCAAACAUGGGAAUAGCCAUGAUGGAACCGUCUCUGCCUAUAUGGAUGUACGAGACCAUGGGGUCCAGGGAGUGGGAACAAGGUGCUGCAUUUUUACCUGCUAGUAUAUCAUACUUAAUAGGCACCAAUACCUUUGGUCCACUAGCGCACAAGAUAGGCAGGUGGCUCAGUGCAUUGAUUGGAAUGAUUGUGAUAGGAUUAUGCUUAUUUGCUAUUCCAUUCUCAAGAAAUAUAUAUCAUUUAAUAGCACCAAAUUUUGGACUUGGUUUCGCAAUAGGAAUGGUGGACUCCUCUAUGAUGCCACACAUGGGGUACCUGGUGGAUCUACGUCACGUGUCUGUUUACGGUAGCGUGUACGCCAUUGCAGACGUUGCCUUUUGCCUAGGAUUUGCCUUUGGCCCUGCGAUUAGUGGAACUUUGGUUAAAGAAAUAGGAUUCAACUGGAUGUUGUGGAUCAUAGCUAUUAUUAAUUUAAUCUACGCCCCUCUAUUGUACUGGAUCAGAAAUCCCCCUGCACGGGAGGAAAAAAUGUCCCUGAUAAUGAAUGACCAGUGUCCAGUGCAGUAUGUAACUUACAAUCAGACCGGAAAGAGUUUACCCACUUCCGAUGACGAGGAUCCAUACGGAAAUGAUUAUUAAAACAGGAAGUCCGGAAAUGACAACACACCACGUGAUCUAUGUGUCCGGACCAUUGGAUGUUUAACUGUUUGAACUUUGUUGAAAUGAACCUCUGUUGUUAACUGCUUCCAAAACUCUGAUGAAUAUAUAUGCAUUCGUUGGUUGAUUUGAUCUGUAUUUGUGAUCUUAUAGACUACGCACUGUUAUCUGUACACAGAUGUAAAUGUAAUUUAGACAUAUAUGGUUGUUCAUCAUUUCAUACAGAUCCACAAAUGCUUUACGCAGUCCAUCAGAACAAAAUAUAUAUCAUAUCUCUACCCUAUUUUUCAGAAAGUACUGGUGGAGAAUGGGCUAGUUACACUUGUUUUCUAUGUUUUGAAAUGAGGGUUUAGGAAAGACCCGAUAUCUUCACUGCUUGUCAAAGAAUAUUAUUCAAACUCUACUGAUUUUUUCACUAUAUAAAUGUAAAUCGACAUAAUUUGCCGAUUCUCUGUAAAUCGCCUUAAUUGACUGGUUCCUUGCAAAAGGGUGAGUCAGUUCCAUGAACUGAUAUACACGUACAUGUAUUUGGAACACAUAGCAACUUUUAUCUUAUGAAAAGUUCCGAUAAGUUCCGGAUGAAUAUUCAUUAUAAAAUGGCAUCACGAGUUAAUUGGUAACAGUAUAAAAACCCGUUUACAGCAGCAAACUACAACAAUCUUAACGAGUUGGAUCCGUGGAUCCAGGUUUUAAACACUGUAUUAAGCUUUAGACUGUUUAACGUUUGUAUCGGUAUAAUAAAAAGGUUAAGUAUAUCGCUGAGACAGUCGGCAAGAUGCCAGUUUCCCGAGAGGAAGCCUAUUUUCGGAAGCGAAGCCGAGGAAAAUAAGCUAGCUCUCUGGGCAUACUACCCAGUGUCCUCUGUAUCUCCGCACACCAUAGACGGUUUGUGUGCAAACGAGUUCUGGCGGAAGUUUGGCUCCUGAGGAACAGGAAACUUGCUGAUUCCUUAAUGAUAUACUUUAACUUUAUACCAUAUCUCUUUUAGUCUCGUUUUCUUCAGUCUAUCGUACUUAAUCCAGUCAAAAUUUAUUUUUUAAAAACCACCACAUUUAUAAAAUCUAGUUUUUAUUCCAGUGGAGGGGAGACUACUGAAUAGCGUUCAAGUAGGUCGUACACUGUAGAACUCGGACAUGUCUCUAUAAAUAUGCAUACCAUGUAACUAUGUUCGUGUUCUCAUUUUCAAUAAAAGUAUUACACUUGA
Molecule: messenger RNA, 3100 nt
Organism: Ostrea edulis (European flat oyster)
Lineage: Eukaryota; Metazoa; Mollusca; Bivalvia; Ostreida; Ostreidae
Product: synaptic vesicular amine transporter-like
Exons: 16
Coding region: 310-1878 (522 amino acids)
Biological process (GO): aminergic neurotransmitter loading into synaptic vesicle; transmembrane transport; xenobiotic transport
Cellular component (GO): terminal bouton; synaptic vesicle membrane
Molecular function (GO): xenobiotic transmembrane transporter activity; serotonin:sodium:chloride symporter activity
Source: RefSeq, a predicted model, not a curated record